Molecule: messenger RNA, 708 nt
Organism: Fraxinus pennsylvanica
Lineage: Eukaryota; Viridiplantae; Streptophyta; Magnoliopsida; Lamiales; Oleaceae
Source: the annotation of a GenBank genome assembly
AUGACGGCUCUUUCUAAUUCUAGAGGCUUUGUAAUUUCCCCAAUUCUACCUUCUUCAACGAGUUUCGUUACGACGGCGACAAUGGCCAGUGAUCAAAGUACGGCGAAAACCGUUAACUCCGUGCCAAAUUCUUCGAUGAAGCUCCUAUUUGUCGAAAUGGGUGUUGGCUAUGAUCAACAUGGGCAGGAUAUUACAUCAGCUGCAAUGCGGGCUUGUAGGGAUGCUAUCUCUUCUAAUUCAAUCCCUGCUUUCAGGAGAGGGUCUAUACCUGGUGUUUCCUUUGAUGAGAUGAAACUGCAGAUUAAGCUGGGAGUUCCUCAACCUCUCCAGCAUCUUUUGGAUAUUGAGAAGGUCAAAUCAGUUUUCCCUUAUGGAGCAAUAUCAAAUGUUGAGGUUGUGGAUGGUGGUCUAAUAUGCUCAAGUGGUGUGCAUAACAAAAAAAGAACUAUUGUUUUGCAAAUUGUCUACGAAUCGAGUAUUUCAUUGAUUAGCAGGAUGGCCAUAUUUUUUGGCAAUCGAACCCGGGAUCAAUAUAGGGACAGCUUGAAGAUUCGUAGAGGAAAUGAAGAAUUGGACACCCAGUGGCCACGAAACAAAUUGCAUCCUCUUGCAAUGCAAGUUGUCCACUCGCAUUGCAAAGUAACUCGGCCGUUACGUAGGAAAAGAGUACUGCAUUACAAGGCUUUGUACUCGAAAACCAUUGUCUAA